UCCCUGUGUGCCCCCGCCCUGCCGCAAAGCGCGGCCGGGAAGAUGGCGGCGCGCGGGGCGCUGGGCGCGGGUGGUUCCUGGGCGCGGGGUCUGCUCGGGUGGGCGCUGCCCGAGAGGUGGCUGCCAUCCUGGAGCCUUUUCCCUGUGUCCUGCAUCCAUACAAGCACAUCUCUGCAGAAGACUGGGAAGUGGGAGAAGAAGAACAGGGUUGUUUACCCUCCACAGCUGCCUGGAGAACCCCGCAGACCAGCUGUGAUAUAUCACUGUAGGAGGGACAUAAAAUACAGCAGAGAUAAGAUGUGGUAUCUGGCAAAACUGAUAAAAGGAAUGUCCAUUGAUCAGGCUCUUGCUCAGCUGGAAUUUAGUGACAAAAAGGGAGCAAAGGUGAUCAAAGAGGUUCUGUUGGAAGCGCAGGACUUGGCCGUAAGAAAGCACAACGUGGAAUUCAAAUCCAAUUUACAUAUAGCCGAGUCCCUGACGGGCAGAGGCCGCUACACGAAGCACAUCCGUUACCACGCCAAGGGCAUGUUUGCCUUCAUGAAAAUCAACAGGUGCCACUACUUUGUGAAGCUGAUGGAAGGUCCUCCUCCCCCUCCAGAGCCACCAAGGACUGGCUUUGACCAGGCAAAAGAAUAUGUGCAGGAGCUGCGAAACAGAACCCUUGUUCACACGCUGUGACUGAACUGUUGUGACUGUAUAGGUGUCUCUUGGUGGACAGUGUAAUUGUAUAAAAGAAUAAUUAAAAUAAUGCUUUAGUUAUAUCUUUGGUGCUGCUGGGGCUGAGUGAUGUGAGAACGAUCACAGGGGUUUUUUCUUGUUUGUCAAGCCAUAGGUAUGGAAAAAUCUUGGAGGAGCAGAUGUUAUUUGGACCACAGCAUUCAAUCAACCCUGGACUAUCAAAUCUUGAACAUACAGUUCUGUUAUAAAGCUCGUAACAAACAGAAGUUCACAUGGGUGUCUGUUAUGUGUGGUGGGGGCUUGGAUUGUAAAAAUAUGUGCUUGUCAGUCAAAUUGCAAGAUCAGACUUGGACUAAAACUACUGAAAUUUAGAAGCUAAAAUUAAAGUAGCUACAGCAUUGGAACAAAAAAAAGCAACAAUAAUACUUGAGAAAUUCAGACAUCGA
Molecule: messenger RNA, 1124 nt
Organism: Myiozetetes cayanensis
Lineage: Eukaryota; Metazoa; Chordata; Aves; Passeriformes; Tyrannidae
Gene: MRPL22
Product: mitochondrial ribosomal protein L22
Exons: 7
Coding region: 43-678 (211 amino acids)
Biological process (GO): ribosome assembly; translation
Cellular component (GO): ribosome; mitochondrial large ribosomal subunit
Molecular function (GO): structural constituent of ribosome
Source: RefSeq, a predicted model, not a curated record